GGAAGCCGGAAGUGAGUGAUUGCUGCUGUCCGCGAACCCGAGGAUGGAUUGGUGACCGGAGCCCAUGGAAGGGGCGGGGCCCGGGGACACCGGUAACGGGAGCGGAACCGGGGAGCCGGGGGUGGUCUACACCAUGGAGAACAAGCCAAUCGUAACCUGUGCCGGGGACCAGACCUUGUUCACUGCAGUCUAUUCAACGCUGACCCAGCAGUUACCCCGGGAGCCCAUGGAGUGGCGGAGGGCUUACGGUCGCGCUCCUAAAAUGAUUCACCUUGAGUCAAAUUUUGUUCAGUUCAAAGAAGAACUUUUACCCAGAGAAGGAAACAAAGCGCUCCUCACCUUCCCGUUCCUGCACAUCUACUGGACGGAGUGCUGCGACACCGAGGUGUAUAAAGCCACCACGAAGGAUGACAUCACCAAGUGGCAGAACGCCCUGCGCGCCCACAGCUCCACUGACUGGCUGAUCGUGGUGGUGGAGAGCGAAGCCAAGAAAAAGAAUAAAACCAACAUCCUCCCACGGACGUCCAUCGCGGACAAGAUCCGGAGCGACUUCUGCAACAAGCAGAGUGACAGGUGCAUGGUGCUGGUCGACCCCCUUAAAGAUACGGCACGCUCCCAGGAGUCCUGGUUCCUCUUUUUGGCCAAGCUGCGCACGCUGCUCCUGACGUCUUUCACCAGGAACCUGGGCCGAUUCGAGGACGACAUGAGGACUCUGCGGGAGAAGAGGACGGAGCCGGGCUGGAGCUUCUGUGACUACUUCAUGGUGCAGGAGGAGCUGGCCUUCGUGUUUGAGAUGUUGCAGCAGUUUGAAGAUGCUCUAGUUCAGUACGACGAGCUCGACGCUCUCUUCUCUCAGUAUGUGCUGAACUUUGGUGCUGGCGACGGUGCCAAUUGGCUGAGCUCGUUCUGCCAGCCGGUCCGCGGCUGGGACGGUCUCGCUCUGCGGAAGCCCAUCGACAUGGAGAAGAGGGACCUGAUCCAGAAGAGGCGAGCGAACCUGCUGGAGCUGCGCAGCUACCUGUUCUCCCGUCAGUGUACUCUGCUCCUCUUCCUCCAGCGCCCCUGGGAGGUGGCCGGCCGGGCCCUGGAGCUGCUUCAUAACUGUGUGCAGGAGCUGCGCCUGCUGGAGGUGUCCGUCCCCCCGGGGGCCCUCGACUGCUGGGUGUUCCUCAGCUGCCUGGAGGUUCUGCAGAGGAUUGAGGGGUGCUGCGAUCGCGCGCAGAUGGAGGCCAACGUCGCUCACACUGUUGGGCUGUGGAGCUACGCAACGGAAAAGCUCCGGUCCCUCGGGUCUCUCUGCGGGUUGGUGUCAGAGAGCGGUCCCGGUUCUGAAGAACUCCAGCGGACGGUGGAUUUACUGGCUGGACUCGGGGCAGAGAGACCAGAGACAGCCAAUGCGGCCCAGAGCCCAUAUAAGACGCUCCAGGAGGCUCUGUCGUCAGAGGAAGCCUUCGAGAAGCAUUACCUGGAUCUCUCUCACGCCACCAUAGAGAUGUACAACAGCAUCGGCCGGACGCGCUCGGCACGACUCGUGGGGAAGGAUUUGGCCGAUUUCUACAUGAGGAAGUCGUCCCCACAGAAGGCCGAGCCGUUCCUGCAGGGGGCGCUGCAGAUGUAUCAGUCGGAGGCCUGGUCUCUGCCCCUCACGCACACUCGCAAACAGCUGGCAGACUGUCAGAGGCGCCUGGCGCAAACGCAACCAUACCUCCAGACCUGCUGUCUCCUGGCGGCCGACGGGAACUUGUCUCACGAGCAGCGCCGGGUAUACUGUCAGGAACUCCUGGCGUUCGCCAAGCAGAGUCCGACCAGCACAGGUGCCCCGCUUUGCCUCCCUCUGGGCUCCUUCGCGGAGCUCGUAUCUCUGCGCUUUGAACCCGCCACGGCCGUGGUCCAUGUCGGCGGCUCCCUGCGCAUGGAGCUGACCCUGCUGAGUCGGAUGCCAGAGCCGUUGCAGCUCGACCAUCUCACCGGACAUUUCCACUACAGUCUCGACAAAAACAGCUACCGCAAGACUGCUCAGUGGCUGAUGCGGCACAAGCCCGCCGGCGGCACGGUCACCUUCCAGACAGAGGGGGCCCCGGGAGCCCGGGGCCAGCCGCCUGUCUUAGAGCUCUCGGAGAUGUAUGAGAAGAGUCCGUCGGAAGGCGGACUGGCGAGCACCGGCGUGAUCUGCAGGAACGUGCACAUGCUGAUCCGGCCGCAGGACGCGCAGGCAUCAUCCACACCAUCCCCGCUGGACAGGCAGUCGGUCGUCAGCGUGGACGAUGGAGCUCACGCCCUGAGGUGCAGCGACGUGACCCUAAAACCGGGGAUAAACAAGCUGACUUUUCAUGCCCAGGCUAAGGAACCCGGUACCUACAGCUUGCGGCAGCUGACGGCAUCCGUUGGCGAUAUUAACCUGCUGCUGCCCCAUAUUUACCCCAUAGUGCAAUAUGACGUUUACUCUCAGGAGCCUCAGCUGACAGUGGAGCCUUUGAGUGACUGCCUCCUGGCUGGAGUUCCACAGAAACUGAAGUUUACAGUCACAAGCGGCCAUUACAGCGUGAAGGAGGGGGACGCCCUGCAGCUCAGCAACGCCGACAGUAUGCACGUCCUGGGAGGAGGCAGCCCCAUGGCGGCCAUUUAUAGAAACAGUCACGAGGAAGUGCAUCACGGUGCAUUACGCAUCCAGCGCUCGGAGAAGGUGACCAGCAUCUGUUUGCCCCCCGCUCCUCCCUAUCACCUCAUGGAGUUUGAACUGGAUGUGGUGUGUUUGCUGCCAGAAGGGGGGAGGCUGCUAAACGGAGAGUUGCCCCGAGGGGGCAGGGAGACGCAAGAUUCGUGCAAGAGUAACACAUGUGAACAGAGGGUGUCAGUUGACUGUCCGUGGUCCAUCUACUCGACCAUCAUCAGCCUGACCUUCCACCUCCCUCUCAAAGCCCAACACAAGCUGCUGUCUUCCGGGACUAGGAAAUAUAUUCAGGUCUGCGUGGAGAAUCUCUGCGCGUUCGGCUUCCGGUUGUCUGACAGCCACCUGACUUCCACUCAAGACCUGCAGCUUCUUCCCCUGCACACGGCAGGGAUCCAGGACAUCCAGAGUCAGCAGCGCAUGUUCUUCGUGUGGGAGGUUACGUGGCGCCAGCACAUGCCCGCCUUCCUGCCCAUUCACUUCUCUGUCGGCUUCUCUCCGGUGCCCGAUCUGCAGCCCUGUGAGCAUCUCCAGCCUUUCACCUACAGCUUCCACCUGGAGAACUUCUUUACUCUGUACACGGUGCGCGCCGAGAUCUCGCCUCCCCCCGAUGCCCCGUUCUGUAAGACGGGCGCGUUGUGCUCCCUGGAGGUCUGCGUCACGCGGCUGUGCGACCGCCUGGAGGCCGAGGAGACGCUCACAGACUGCGAGGGGUACAGCAGCUCCCAGCUCUUUUAUCAGGUGGUGGACGGCGGCAGUAACUGGGCCGUUUGCGGACGGAGCUCCGGCGUGGUGUUGAUGCCGGUGCGGCGGGGCUCGUGUCACACGGUACGGAUGGAGGUGAUGCCGCUGUUUGCCGGGUACCUCCCGUACCCCGACGUGCGCCUUUUCCGAUAUCUGCCCCACCACUCCCACUCCCAGCAGCUGGACGCCGAUAGCUGGAUAGAGAAUGACUCCGUAUCUGUGGAGGAUCCAAUCGAAGGGCCCGGGGGCCGAUCUCAGGGCAGCAGCAGCCUCUCUCCUGGGCCCGUGGGCUCUUCUAAGGAGCAGAAGGGACUUCCUAUGCCACGGCUGCAGCCGUUCCACGCCGGGCAGGUCAGCAACAGCAGUAUUGGGCGGCAGAUCCUGGUUAUUCCGAGCUCGGACGAACACGUGCUUGAGGUCAACGUCACAUGACCCGGUGCCCCACGCGGGGCAAAGCCAAACAUGUAUUAUGUAUGUAUAGACGGAUUUGGGACUGGGAUUUGCCCCUGUGGACUUUCCGAGGAUGAUGGGAUAUACUGGAAAACUGUGACUGGAACGCUGCGGGCCCCGGAUCCGGCACCCUGCGGCACAUGACUGGGGUGUGACGGGCACCUGGGGUUAGGACAGUGGCCCCUUUAUCAUUAAGGGAGGGAGGCGGAUCCGUGCGCCGCUCGCUCUACUCUUACUGCUUCUGGGCAG
Messenger RNA from Spea bombifrons (plains spadefoot toad), 4111 nucleotides. It is a transcript of the gene TRAPPC10, whose product is annotated as trafficking protein particle complex subunit 10. The transcript has 23 exons. Gene Ontology annotation, biological process: intra-Golgi vesicle-mediated transport; early endosome to Golgi transport. The coding region runs from base 65 to 3844 and encodes 1259 amino acids. The record is from RefSeq and is a predicted model, not a curated record. Gene Ontology annotation, cellular component: TRAPPII protein complex. NCBI's taxonomy places the organism in Eukaryota, Metazoa, Chordata, Amphibia, Anura, Pelobatidae.